AUGGCCAGCAUGGACUUGGACAUGUCACUGGACGAGAUAAUGGCUGGCAAUAAGAAGCCGUCUGGGCGUGGUCGUGGAGGCUCCCGAGGCCGAGGCAGAGGCAGCAGCAACAAUAAUUAUAAUAAUAGGAACGACAAUAAUAAUGGAUUCAAGCGAGGAGGUGGUGGCAAGAUGACUAUUGACAAUGGCCGCUUCCAUACAUCCAGAAAGACUCCAUAUCCUCGCCGAGGAGGCAACAAUAGCAAUCACAGACACACUCCAGCUGGCAAUGUCGAUGGAAAUUGGAGACACGAUUUAUUCUCAAAUGCUGCUGGGGGUGAUGGCGACGACAAUGAUAUGGAUGAUGGCGCCGCUACUACGUCUAUUACUACGGGCCAUGGAGGAAGGAGAUUUGAUAUGAUUGUGUCUGGCAACUUGCCUCCGGCUCCACAACAGAGAAAGAGAAACAAUGACAAGGCGGAUUAUGGUGAAUAUCCGGGGCCCAGUGUGCAAGUUACAAACAUCCACUGGAAUGUAUCAGAACAGGAUUUGCUAGAGCUAUGUCAAUUCAAAAAUCCUGGAUGUGAAGUAGUAGACUUGAAGCUACAUUACGACAACGCGGGUCGAUCUGAAGGAAUUGCUGACGUUACCUUUGCCUCCAAUGAAGACGCCGAUAUAUGUGUCCAAGAAUGGAAUGGACUGGCCAUUGACGAUCAAUAUCUCGAAUGUAAACUGAAUAAUCCUCCUCCAAAUCGACCUGUCGCUCAACGUCUUGGCAUACAAGGAAGACUAGGUCCAUCCAAGGGCGGUAAAGGAAGUCAAGCCAAUGACAAAAAUAGCAAUAUUCUCAGUCGUCUUGGUCCAAGAGUCAGUGGUAGAGGAGGUGGAGGAGGUCGUGGUGCUGGACGAGGAGGCAAAAAGCAUGCCGAUGAAGCCUUUGCAGCAGGAUUUUCAUCACGUACCGUAUUGAACUAUGGAGAUGCUGCUCAUCCUCCACAUGGCUGA
Synchytrium microbalum is the source of this 984-nucleotide messenger RNA. RefSeq lists its product as uncharacterized. The transcript is spliced from 4 exons. The record is from RefSeq and is a predicted model, not a curated record. Gene Ontology annotation, molecular function: mRNA binding. The coding region runs from base 1 to 984 and encodes 327 amino acids. Gene Ontology annotation, cellular component: nucleus. Lineage: Eukaryota; Fungi; Chytridiomycota; Chytridiomycetes; Synchytriales; Synchytriaceae. Gene Ontology annotation, biological process: mRNA export from nucleus.